This is a messenger RNA of Trematomus bernacchii (emerald rockcod), 1197 nucleotides long. Its product is annotated as protein ANTAGONIST OF LIKE HETEROCHROMATIN PROTEIN 1-like. Bases 1 to 1197 code for a protein of 398 amino acids. Lineage: Eukaryota; Metazoa; Chordata; Actinopteri; Perciformes; Nototheniidae. The record is from RefSeq and is a predicted model, not a curated record. The transcript has 3 exons.
AUGGGAGUGAUGGAGGCCACAGCUCUGGGAAAGAAGCUGUUCUUCAGUCUGUUGGUGCGGGAUUUUAUUGACCUGAACCGUCUGCCGGACGGCAGCGGUUCGAACACAAGAAGGAACACUUUCUUUCGGAAAAGGCGGCUUAUAGCAAGACGUAAUAGAGAAGAAGCUCAUGGGAGACUUAUGGCAAUCGCAGAAAGCGGCAGAGACUACUCCAGCACGACUCAACGCUACUCUUGGGUCGAGAACUUCAGGAUGUCAGAGGAAACCUACGUCUACCUGUGCAACAAACUGCGGCCAGCGAUGGAGAGACAGGACACAGCAUUCCGCAAGUGUAUACCUCUAAAGAAGAGGGUGGCCAUCGCACUGUGGAAGCUUGCGACCGGCUCAGAGUACAGAAGCAUUGGACAUCUUUUCGGAGUGAGCAACACAACUGUGUGCCGGUGUGUGCAAGACUUCUGUGCUGCUGCAGAGACGUUGUUAGUACCGGAACUAAUUUGUUCACCAGACCGGGAGAAGUUUGCAGAAAUGGCCGACUACACUGAGAACAGGUGGGGGCUCCCACAGUGUGUAGGUGCUAUUGAUGGAUCACACAUACCCAUCUUGGCACCACAGGAAUACCACUGCGACUAUUUCAACCGUAAAGGCUGGCACUCCAUCAUCCUUCAAGGAGUUGUAGAUGGAAAGGGACAUUUCUGGAAUGUGUUUGCAGGAAUGCCUGGGAGCUUGCAUGAUGCUCGGGUUUUGAGGCUGUCCUCAUUGUGGGAGUUGGCCAGUCGAGGCAACUACUUUCCACCUUGCACCAGGAACAUUGGUGGGGUGAAUGCUGGCUAUUACAUCCUGGGAGACAAUGCCUAUCCCUUGCAAAACUGGCUCAUGAAAACGUUCCCUGACAAUAGACAGCUGACAGCAGAACAUGUGAUCUACAACAAGAACAUUUGCAGAGCACGGGUAGUGGUCGAAAACGCUUUUGGUAGACUGAAGGGAAGGUGGCGUUGCCUCAUGAAAAGAAAUAACUGUGAUGUGAAACUUGUGGAAUCUAUGGUGCUGACAUGCUGUGCUCUGCAUAACCUCUGCGAGAGUCAUGAAGAGGCCUAUGAUGAUGAAUGGGAUGCACCAGCAGCAGCAGUGGCACAAGGUGCAGAGGAGGGGGGCACUGAAAUAAGAGAGGGUUUGAUGCGCUACCUGAAUAGCAAUUGA